This is a messenger RNA of Penicillium verhagenii, 1239 nucleotides long. RefSeq names its product 4-diphosphocytidyl-2C-methyl-D-erythritol synthase. The coding region runs from base 1 to 1239 and encodes 412 amino acids. The transcript has a single exon. The record is from RefSeq and is a predicted model, not a curated record. Gene Ontology annotation, biological process: terpenoid biosynthetic process. NCBI's taxonomy places the organism in Eukaryota, Fungi, Ascomycota, Eurotiomycetes, Eurotiales, Aspergillaceae. Gene Ontology annotation, molecular function: 2-C-methyl-D-erythritol 2,4-cyclodiphosphate synthase activity; 2-C-methyl-D-erythritol 4-phosphate cytidylyltransferase activity.
AUGCCCCAACAAACAAAACUACCAGUCGGAGUCGUGAUCCCCGCAGCAGGGAGGGGCACACGCGCAGGACAGGGCGCGCAAAAAGCAUACCGCCGCAUAAUGGGCGACACAGUGAUCAACCGCACCGUGAAACUAUUCCGCACCUGGAAUCCAGAUUGUCCCAUCGUGAUCGUCCACCACCUAGACGACACAUCUCUCCUCGAAGCCUGCAUCGACCGCGACGAAAACAUCCAUUCCACAACCGGAGGCGCAGAGCGCGGCGCCUCCGUCCUAGAAGGUCUUCGCUUCCUAUCAACACUACCCGAAGCUCCAUCACACGUCUUCAUCCACGACGCCGCACGUCCAUUCGCCUCGCACAGAUUACUCGAUGCUGUCCUGGACUCUAUCCUCCACGACCCGUCCGUCGGCGUCAUCCCCGGCCUUGCUGUCGCUGACACCCUCAAAAAAGCAGACGCGAAUGGCUUCAUUACAGACACCGUGCCUAGAGACGGCCUCUUCCGUGCCCAGACGCCCCAGGCUUUCGAGCUAAGGGUUAUCCUGGAUCUGCACGAGCAGGCUGCGGCCGCGGCUAUGAAUUACACGGACGAUGCAUCGCUUUUCGAGAAAAUGGGCUUGCCUGUUCGAAUCGUGCCCGGCGAAUCUGAAAAUGUUAAAUUAACCUACAGCGCUGACUUCGACGAGGCGGAACGCUUCCUGAAAGCCAACGAUCUAAGCCAGAGCCAGAGUCACCUGGCUAGCACCGCGUCUCUCCCAGACGUCCGCGUCGGUCACGGUUACGACACACAUUCGCUCGUCCCAGGCACCGAGAUCACCCUAUGCGGCGUCAAGAUCGCGCACAGCGCAACGCUGCUGGGCCACUCGGAUGCUGAUGUCGGUCUGCACGCGCUGACGAACGCGUUCCUGGGUACGAUUGCGGCGGAGGAUAUUGGGAGCCAUUUUUCGGAUAAGGAUCCGCGGUGGAAGGGCGCGUCUUCGGAUAUGUUUUUGCGCCAUGCUGCGGGCCUGGUUAGGGCUGCUGGUGGUACGAUUACGCAUUGUGAUGUGAGCUUUGUUUGUGAGCGGCCAAGGAUUAGUGUGCAUCGGGAUGCGAUGCGGGAUGCUGUGGCGGGUAUUGUCGGGUUGGAUCGGGGGAGGGUCUCUGUUAAGGCGGGGACUAAUGAGAAGAAUGGGUUUGUUGGGCGCGAGGAGGGGAUUGUGGCUUUUGCGACGGCUACGGUGGUUUUUCCGUGUUUUGUUUGA